GUUUGAACUUCUGAUUCUUUACAAUGAUUUCAAGAGCACGGACAGCAUCAGGACGAAAUCUUCCUUGUCAUGGCUCUCUCUCUCUCUCUCCCGGAAAAUCCACAUAUGCACGAAGAGGCCAAGGCACGCGCCACAAUCAUUUUUCAACAUAUUGAAUCGUAUCUUCACGGACGAAUUGGUGUGACCCAAUCAGCACAAGAUAUUCUGACUGCCUUUUAUCAAGAUGUUGAAAGCUUUACAUCACGCGAGCAUCCGGGAGGCUCUGUGGAAGGUCAUUUAUCAGUCUUGUGGAUGACCAUUCUGGCAGUUGCCAUUCAGCUGCCCACUGUCGAGCAGGGUCACCAGAACCAGCAGAGUCAUUCACACAUGCAGCGUUUGGUUGAGCUCUUACUAGUCAUCAAAUCUCAUCAAUUGCCCACAAAUAUCUCCCCCGCGGCAAUGAAGAUUUUGCGCGACUUCGAAAGCCAGUGGGGCCAGUGUUUCUGGGUUGAUCUUCCGGUGUUUGGGAUGAUGGUCCAUGACACCCAGGAAUGCGACCCGGCAUUGGCAGACGUUAUGGUAGAAAUUCAAGGGCACUUGGUACCAGUCAACCAGGGAGCUAAUUUAUACUCCCUUAGCGAAUGGGCUAGCCUUAAGAAGUUCUUACGAUUAUGCAAGGACAUGGGAGUCAUGGAUCUACUUCUGUAGUCCAGGAGGCAAAUUAUCACGGCCAGUGGGCUGUUAGAGAUGAAAUACAAUAUGCUUACAGAUAUUUCCAUGUACCGAUAGUAAUUUAGACUGCCUCCCAGAACAUUUCUUUACUGCAAAUGAGUAACAUCAACUUGAUCCAUGACUAACCGGAAGCAUGAUCAGUGAAAGUGAGUGCAGCUGCAAAUACCAGACAUUCUGCACAGUGCCACUCCACAAUACGCU
Molecule: messenger RNA, 912 nt
Organism: Truncatella angustata
Lineage: Eukaryota; Fungi; Ascomycota; Sordariomycetes; Amphisphaeriales; Sporocadaceae
Exons: 1
Coding region: 70-687 (205 amino acids)
Source: RefSeq, a predicted model, not a curated record